AUGGAUACGACACCGGUCUUUCAGUCCAGCUUCUCCAUCCGAUCGCUACUAUCAGUGGAUGAUAAGGUGGAUGCACCGAUUUCGAACCACUCCGGAAAUAGUUCCGAAGACGAGCCCAAGACGAUGGGCUCUAGUUCUAGUUCCAAUUCGAAGAGCAAUGCUAAGCCGGCUUUUACCUACAGUGCCCUUAUAGUAAUGGCUAUCUGGAGCAGUUCUGAAAAACGAUUGACCCUAAGUGGCAUUUGCAAGUGGAUUGCUGAUAAUUUUCCUUAUUAUCGGAGCAGGAAGAGCGUUUGGCAGAAUUCGAUACGGCACAAUUUGAGCCUCAAUCCGUUCUUUGUCCGGGUGCCGCGAGCCUUGGAUGAUCCUGGUCGUGGUCACUACUGGGCACUCGAUCCCUAUGCCGAGGAUCUGUCCAUUGGCGAGACUACUGGAAGACUGCGCCGCAGCAACUGGCCACAGAACGCCCAGAUGGGCAGGGCCAAGGUCACAGGUCACCCCUACCAGCGGUUGCCGCAGUACAAUCACAUCCACACCCAACAUUUCAAGUCUCAAGGCGUCUACUUCCCCAUACUUGACCAUCACCAAGCCGCAACGCUGCAGCACUACCAUGCAAUGGUGCACAGACAUCAGAUGAUGCAACAUCCCCAUCAGCAGCAUCCUCAAAUGCAUCCGCAGCAGCAGAAGCAUCUCUAUCCACAUCUCAACGAACAACAUUUGCAACUGCGGCAUCACCAUUUCCACUUCCACCAAGAGUAA
Molecule: messenger RNA, 759 nt
Organism: Drosophila subpulchrella
Lineage: Eukaryota; Metazoa; Arthropoda; Insecta; Diptera; Drosophilidae
Gene: fd19B
Product: fork head domain transcription factor slp1
Exons: 1
Coding region: 1-759 (252 amino acids)
Biological process (GO): anatomical structure morphogenesis; regulation of transcription by RNA polymerase II; cell differentiation
Molecular function (GO): RNA polymerase II cis-regulatory region sequence-specific DNA binding; DNA-binding transcription factor activity, RNA polymerase II-specific
Source: RefSeq, a predicted model, not a curated record